Messenger RNA from Owenia fusiformis, 2440 nucleotides. The record is from the annotation of a GenBank genome assembly. NCBI's taxonomy places the organism in Eukaryota, Metazoa, Annelida, Polychaeta, Sabellida, Oweniidae.
GGUAUAGUAGAGUGACACUAAACCACACAGAUGCUUCAAAUAAAACUAGGAGUAGGACUACACAUAUAUUAUUCAAUAAUUCCAGGAAAAUUACGAAAACACUGUUUACAGAAAAAUAGUGUGUGUACAUGUACUAUGUAUUAUGAAAUGCUGCUGUCUUUAUUUGAUUAGACAUUAAACAUUUUAUGGAGUGACAUAAACGUGAAAAUAACGUUCAUACCAUACAGCAUAAUAAUAAAGGAUACAACAGGAACUAUCUGAAAUUCCUAGAAAGUCAAUAAUGCUGAAAGUAUGAUGGAUAAUGCCAAAAGUAUGAUGAAUAAUGCAGAUAAUGGGAUAACUAAUGCCAAAAGGGCUUCUUUAUUGAAGAAUGAUACGUCUAGUAUUACAAGUGGUUUUCAGAGAGGAGCAAAGGGUCAUAAAGGAGAACAUAUUUGUGAUAUAUGCCAGAGAGUGUGCAAAUGUAAAUCUGCACUAGUGACACAUUAUAAAAUCCACACUGGAGAAAAGAACUACAAAUGUGAUGUCUGUUCUAAAACAUUUGCAAGAAAGUAUUCUCUUAAAGCACAUUAUGUAUGUCAUACUGGAGAAAAGAACUUCAAAUGUGAUGCUUGUUCUAAAACAUUCUCAGGAAAGUCUUCCCUUAACUUACAUUAUAGAAUUCAUACUGGAGAAAGGAACUACAAAUGUGAUGUCUGUUCCAAAACAUUUACAAGAAAGCAAUCUCUUAAUGUACAUUAUGUAUGUCAUACUGGAGAAAAGAACUACAAAUGUGAUGUCUGUUCUAAAACAUUCUCAACAAAGUCUUCUCUUAACUCACAUUAUAAGAUUCAUACUGGAGAAAAGAACUACAAAUGUGAUGUCUGUUCUAAAACAUUCCCAAGAAAGUCUUCUUUUAACUUUCAUUAUAGAAUUCAUACUGGAGAAAAGAACUUCAUAUGUGAUGUUUGUUCAAAAACAUUUAUACAGAAGUCUUCUCUUAACUCACAUUAUAGAAAUCAUACUGGAGAAAAUUUCAAAUGUGAUAUUUGUUCGAAAAUAUAUACUCAUAAGUCUUCUCUUAACUUACAUUAUAGAAUUCAUACUGGAGAAAAGAACUUCAAAUGUGAUGUUUGUUCAGAAACAUUUUCAAGAAAAUAUUCUCUUGACUCACAUAAUAGAAUUCAUACUGGAGAAAAGAACUUCAAAUGUGAUGUUUGUUCUAAAACAUUUUCAAGAAAGUUUUCUUUAAAAUUACAUCAUAGAAUUCAUACUGGAGAAAAGAACUUCAAAUGUGAUGUUUGUUCUAAAACAUUUGUACAAAGGUCUUCUCUCAACUUACAUCAUAGAAUUCAUACUGGAGAAAAGAACUUCAAAUGUGAUGUAUGUUUCAAAAGAUUUGCACAACAGAAUUAUCUUAACUUACAUUAUAUAAUUCAUACUGGACAAAAGAACUUCAAAUGUGAUGUUUGUUCUAAAACAUUUGCACAUAAGACUUAUCUUAACUCACAUUAUAGAAUUCAUACUGGAGAAAAGAACUUCAAAUGUGAUGUUUGUUCCAAAACAUUUGCACGGCGGCCUUAUCUUAACUUACAUUAUAAAAUUCAUACUGGAGAAAAGAACUUCAAAUGUGAUAUUUGUUCUAAAUCAUACAUACAAAAGAUUAAUCUUAAAAGACAUUAUAGAAUUCAUACUAAAGAAACACUAUGAAUGUAGCAUCAAUGAAAAAUAAGGUUGAGGUUGCAUAUAGAUGUCACUACUAGGUUGUUUAUACCUUUUGUAAUCAUGCUGUAAUGGAUAAUAUAUUUACAUGUAAAUUUAGUUAUUUAAAUAUAUUGAAACCAUUUCAAAAAUAAAAACAAUAAUUAUAUUUUUAUAAUGUUUAAAGGGAGAAUCAGAUCAAUGACAUUUUAAGUUUUUCAUUUUAAAUUAGACAUGGGUAUUAUUACCCAUUGAGUAUGAGUGCUCGAAAUAACAGGAAUUUCUGUUAAUUCUUAGAUCUCUCUGAAGUAUAGCUUCAUUAUACUUAAAUGAAAGGCUAUUAAGAGUAUGUUGCCAAUAAUGUAUAAUUUUUCUGAUUCAAAGCUUGGAAAUUCAAAAUGGCCACCUAAUGUGUGAUUUCAUGAUAGUUUUGUGAUCUCUUUAAAGUAUUGCUAUAGUGUACUCAAAUCAAAGGAAUUUUAGAGGAGAUCACAAUAAUGGUAUUGUUUUUCUGAUUUGACUGUCUAAAGAAGGGAUUCGCUAUGAUUUAGAGAUCUGUCCAAAGUAAAGUAUGGUUACAUUAUCCUACAUAUGAUCACAAAUAGUGUAUUGUCUUUAUGAUUUGUACCUUUGAAAUACAAAAAUGGCCACCCAAAUGCUUAAAUUGAGAUUUCUUCUCCUUGGAGUUGCAGUUUUUUUUAUUAAUUAUUCAUUGUUAAAUACUUUGUGGUCAAUAUUUGUAUAUACAACAAUAAAAACA